GUGGCCGACCUUUGUGCUCAAUGCCUACGUAGAGACGCAAAGAAGAUCCCGAGUCGCGUAAGCGCCAAACUCACCCAUCCCUGUCUGAUCAUCUAAGGGUUUUUUAAAUUCUUCAGCCACCACAAUCAAUCUCAGCCGUUAAAUUCCCAAGGUAUUAUUGCCUCAUUUGUUUAUGCUCCUUCUCCAUUACUCUAGGCGUUGCUUUGUUGUUGAUUUCUAAGUUGCAGGUCGUUUAAACCUCUCUCUCUCUCUCUCUUCCAUUUUUGAUCUCCAAGUCUUCUUCUUCUUCUCCAUCUUCAUCACCAUCAGCAAGAAUUCAAUCACUUGUUAUUGGGCUAAAGAAUUAAUCACAUUCUUCAUUCUUGCUUAUUUAUCUGCUCUGAAAAUGGAUACAUUGCUGGUUCCGCCAUGGUUAGAAUCAUUACUAAGCGCAGCUUUCUUCUCCAUCUGCCGCACACAUGGAGGGGCAACCAGAAGCGAAUGCAAUAUGUAUUGCUUAGAUUGUAGAGGCGAUCCAUUGUGCUUCUAUUGCCGUCCUUCAAGACACAAAGAUCAUCAAGUAAUUCAGAUAAGGAGAUCUUCAUAUCAUGAUGUAGUGAGAGUUGCAGAGAUUCAAAAAGUAUUGGACAUAAGUGGAGUUCAAACCUAUGUGAUAAAUAGUGCCAGAGUAUUGUUUCUCAAUGAGAGGCCACAGCCAAAAUCUGGGAAAGGAGUUGCUCACAUUUGUGAAAUUUGUGGAAGAAGCCUUUUAGACCCAUGUCGUUUUUGUUCAUUGGGAUGCAAGCUUGUAGGAGUAAGGAGAAGUAGAGAUUCAAGCUUUACCUUAGAGACUAAGAAUGGGGAAUUAAUGGAAAGAAGAAGAGAAAGGAUAUCAUCAAGAGAUGAUAUUGAAGAAAUGCAUGAAGGGUCACAACAAGACAUUUACCCGUCUACGCCUCCUCCAUCUCCACCUCCUACUCCUACUUUUAAUGCAAGGAGAAUUUCUAGAGCAAGAAGAAGAAAAGGCAUUCCUCAUAGGGCUCCUUUUAGGUCAUAAAUUAAUCAAUUAAAAUACACCUAUUAGUAUAUUCUCUCCCCCACCAUCAUUUGUUGCACUAAUUACUCCUUUAAUUCAUUCUCAUGGGUUAAUUGACCUUAACUAAAUAAAGUUUAGGAUCCCCUUUUGGCCGGGGUGCCCACAAAGCCAAAAGAAGCUAGCAAUUAAGUAAAAAAAUAUAUAUAUAUAUUGAUAGUUAUUUAGUGAUAACUGCCAGAAUUCCUGAAGAAGAAUACAAGCCCAAAUUCAUCAAAUCAUUCUCGAGCAGAUCGGUCUAAUAUCACAAGCCCUAACCUGACAAUAUGAAGUAGGCCGAAUCAGUUAUAUGUGCGGGUUCAAGAGAAAAUAGUCUAAUCCAGUGAUAUGACGCGGGGUAGAAUAACAGGUUCAAUCACUUAGUUGUUCUACCAAUAUGUUAGCAGUCUUACUAACAUGCGUGCCGGGAGAAAUUAAAUGGUCGUCUGACUGAGAGGGGUACGCUGGCGAGUCCGUACAUAUGGAUCUAAAUGACAGAAAUAGGUGCUACUGUAAUAAGAUGGCGAUUAUGCAUCACUAGAGAAUAAAAGGGAAAGGGGAGAGACAUGAUUUUCUGUGAUUAAACUUAUAUUCACAAUAUAAAUCUUAUUUUUUGAAUCUCAUAAUAUAAUGGAGAUAGAAAUCGAAUAUUGAUCAGCUGAUAUGCAAAAUAUAAUAUAAUGGAGAUAGAUAUGUAAAAUAUAAUAUAAUGGAGAUAGAGAUAGAUAUGCAAAAUAUAAUAUAAUUGAGAUAGAAAUCGAAUCUUAAUCAGCUGAUAUGCAAAAUAAAAUCUCUUGUGAAGUAGCAAUAAGGCAAUAAUGCAUGCACAUUGUUAUUGAUUGUUGAUUGAUAUAGUUGCAAGGUGUAGAUUGUAAUAAAUAAAUUAGAAGAAAGUCAUUGGGAAGUCCAUUUAUUAUAGUUUUGAAGGGCCCACCAACCCACAUGGGCAAUUUACAUAAAGAAACAACACCUUUUGAUUUCUAUAUUAACACAUUUGAUGUAUGUAUCAAAGGCAAAAUCAAGUUUGUACGCCAAAAUUGAAAGAGUUAGUGGGAUUGAACA
Molecule: messenger RNA, 2113 nt
Organism: Manihot esculenta (cassava)
Lineage: Eukaryota; Viridiplantae; Streptophyta; Magnoliopsida; Malpighiales; Euphorbiaceae
Product: protein RGF1 INDUCIBLE TRANSCRIPTION FACTOR 1
Exons: 4
Coding region: 386-1036 (216 amino acids)
Source: RefSeq, a predicted model, not a curated record